UGGUGAUCGUGAUCCCCGAGCGACGACGAGGGAGAGAACAUCGGCCAAACAUCACGUCGCUUGCGGUGAUGCUGUAGAACUGCAACGCCGACCGGGGAGGCAAGGAAAAUAGAAGAGGAAGGAGGAAAGACGCUCCGGUCUCGGCGCAAAUAAUAAAAUGUUCGGCAGCUCAGGAUGGUGCCUCGUGCUGGGGCUGCUAGCGGCGAGCCUGUCGGCCUCGCUCGCGCAGGCGAACUAUCCUCCUCCUCCGGAGAAGUUGACCGGCAUGAAUCCGUGCAUCAGUAAACAGACGUGCCACGAGUGUAUACAGACUCCGCACUGCGCUUGGUGCGCGGCACCAAAAUUCCCAGAGAAGAGGUGCUUCCUCCCGAAUAUCAACACCAAAAUAUUCGCGACGUGCCCCCCUGAAUACACAUGGAACCCGGACAACGUCUUCAGCAUGCUGCGGCACCGGAACUUGACGAAGGGCGGUUACGCCGCCGCCGGCGGCGGAACGGGUGGGGGAUACAUCGAGAGCUCGUACUCGAACUUCUCGUCUUCCAGCACGUCUUCAUCGCACUCCCACAAGGAGAGUUGGGGCGGUGGCGGCGGCAGGCGACGAGAGGCCGUGCAAAUGUGGCCGCAAGAAGUCAAUCUGAAGCUCAGGAUAAACGAGGCUUGCAGAAUGUCCUUUGCUUAUUUCCAAGCGGAGGAUUAUCCAGUCGAUCUCUAUUAUCUUAUGGACCUAAGUAAAUCUAUGGAGGAUGAUAAGAAGAAGCUAUCCGAUUUGGGCCAGCUACUGGUCGAGAGUAUGAGCAAGAUUACGAGCAAUUUUCGUCUGGGUUUCGGCAGCUUUGUCGACAAAGUCGUGAUGCCGUACGUCAAUACAGUGCCAAAAUCCCUCAUCGAACCGUGUGACGGAUGCGCGGCGCCGUACGGAUACAAGAACAUUAUGAGGCUCUCUCAGGACACGAGCAAAUUUGCGGGUUUGGUACGCAAUGCGUCGGUGUCCGGCAACCUGGACGCACCGGAGGGUGGUUUCGACGCGAUCAUGCAGGCGAUAGUCUGCCGGAAUCAGAUCGGCUGGCGCGAGAAGGCGCGCCGGCUGCUGGUGUUCUCGACGGACGCCGGUUUUCACUACGCCGGCGACGGCAAGCUGGGCGGUAUCAUCAAACCGAACGACGGCCUCUGUCACCUGGACACCUACGGCACGUACACCCACUCGUCCCUGCAAGACUAUCCGAGCAUCUCGCAGAUCAACCUGAAGGUGAAGCAGAACGCGAUAAACAUCAUCUGGGCGGUGACCGAGGAACAGAUCAAUGUCUAUAAGAGAUUGAUGAAGCACGUGGAAGGUUCCUUCGCCGGCAAGCUCUCGGACGAUUCCAGCAACGUCGUGGAGCUGAUCCGCGAGCAGUACGACGCGAUCUCGAGCUCGGUCGAGAUGAAGGACACAGCCAGCAGCGCGAUCAAGGUGAAGUACUUCUCGAGCUGCUUGGGCAACGGGCCGGCGGUCGAGACGUCGAAAUGCGACGGACUGAAGGUCGGCACGAAGGUGGAGUUCAUCGCGGAGAUCGAGGUCACCAGCUGUCCGGCCAACAGAUCAGAGUGGAAGCAGAAGUUUGACAUUUAUCCGGUCGGUAUCAACGAGACUCUCACGGUGAACCUGGAGAUGCUGUGCGACUGCGAGUGCGAGCGUAAAGGCCACAUGUUCGAGGAACAUUCGUCGGAAUGCAACGGCAUGGGCACGCUCAAGUGCGGCGUAUGCGGGUGCUACGACGGAUGUUUCGGCAGGCACUGCGAGUGCAGCUCGAUUCAAGAGAUAGCCGGCUUCGACAAGCACUUUCAAUUGUGCCGUCCCGACAACAUUUCUCUUGUGGAUUGCUCCGGCCGCGGUGCCUGCACCUGUGGCCAAUGCGAGUGCAAGGAACGAGAGAAUCCGGAGGAGAAAAUAUCAGGACCUUUUUGCGAGUGCGACAAUUUCUCCUGCGAUCGUGACCAGGGUAAGCUGUGCUCUGAUCAUGGCACUUGCGAGUGCGGCCAGUGCGUCUGUAAUUCUGGUUGGACCGGACCGUCCUGCAACUGUAGGUCUUCCAAUGAUUCUUGCAUCGCGCCUGGAACCACGAACGGUGUGCUCUGCUCAGGCCAUGGCGACUGUAUUUGCGGUGAGUGCAUUUGCCACGAGGAGGGCAGCAUUCGAUACUCCGGCAGGCACUGCAACAAGUGCCCGAGUCGCUGCGAGGAGCUGAAGCCCUGCGUACAGUGCCAGAUGUACGGCACCGGGAACUACAGCGAGCCGGAGGAGUGCGCGAGGAACUGCAAGGAAUUCGUGCCCGAGGGCGUGGAGACGGUGAUCGUCGACGUUGACAACGACGAGGUGCCGUGCUUCGGCACGGACGAGGACGACUGCAAGUACAACUUCGUCUACUACUACAACGAGACCAAUUGCCUGCAGGUGCGCGCUCAAAACGAGCGCGAGUGCCCGCCGCAGGUCUACAUGCUCGGCAUCGUGCUGGGCGUGAUCGCGGCGGUGGUGCUGAUCGGUCUCGCCUUGCUGCUGCUGUGGAAGCUGCUGACGACUAUACACGAUAGACGAGAAUUCGCCCGAUUCGAGAAGGAGAGGAUGAUGGCGAAGUGGGACACGGGAGAGAAUCCGAUCUACAAGCAAGCGACUUCCACCUUCAAGCGAACUUCAAGCGACUUCCACCUUCACCGAAGCAGUCGACAAAUUAGCCGUAUUAACGGGCACGACCGCGAACGCAGAUUUCGCGCAGUUAGAGCAUGCAGUUCCCCCACUUGA
Messenger RNA from Wasmannia auropunctata (little fire ant), 2776 nucleotides. RefSeq names its product integrin beta-PS-like. Gene Ontology annotation, biological process: cell adhesion mediated by integrin; integrin-mediated signaling pathway; cell migration. Gene Ontology annotation, cellular component: integrin complex; cell surface; focal adhesion. Gene Ontology annotation, molecular function: integrin binding. The record is from RefSeq and is a predicted model, not a curated record. Lineage: Eukaryota; Metazoa; Arthropoda; Insecta; Hymenoptera; Formicidae.